AUGCCUACGCGCGCACCUUCAACUCCUGCAACAGACACGACGGCGCCCGCUGCACUGUCGUUGCGAUGCUGUGCUGUCCACGGUUGCGAGGGUUAUCCGCAACGCACAGGCUUGUGUCGAGCACACGGAGGCCAAGGCGGUCGCUUGUGCCUGGUGGAAGGCUGCGACCGACGAGAGCAAGCCAAAGGCGUGUGCCGACUUCAUGGCGGUCGGACGCAGUGUCGGAUGGAUGGGUGCGAGAAGGCCGCCCAGAGUCGAGGACUGUGUCGAGCGCACGGUAGGGGCGAAGGGAAGCAGUGCGUUAUCGAGGGCUGCGCGCGCAGGGAACAGGUGAACAACCGCUGCAGGAUCCACGGAGGGAAGGAGAAGUGUCGGGUGCGUGACUGCUCCAAGUUCGCACAUCGAGCUGGAAUGUGUCGAGAGCACGGAGGCGGGGGAGGGAAACUGUGUAUCGUGGACGGAUGCACGCGGCGCCAGCAAGCCAAGAACAAGUGCAGGAUUCACGGCGGACAGGUGCUGUGCGAGGUUGAGGGGUGCAGCAAGUGCUCGCACAGAGGAGGCGUGUGUCGUGAGCAUGGCGAUGGAUCGGAGUGCCGGGUGGAAGGCUGCAUCAAGUAUGUGCACAAGGGAGGAGUGUGUCACUCGCACAAUAUGGAGAAGCAGAGUUAG
Messenger RNA from Phytophthora sojae, 669 nucleotides. RefSeq lists its product as hypothetical. NCBI's taxonomy places the organism in Eukaryota, Oomycota, Peronosporomycetes, Peronosporales, Peronosporaceae. The record is from RefSeq and is a predicted model, not a curated record. The coding region runs from base 1 to 669 and encodes 222 amino acids. The transcript has a single exon.